GCUUCGUGAAUAGCCCUCCACGCACCAACCCAUUGCUUGAAACCCUGGCUGUAACUCUCUGUCGCCGUAAUUCGCACGUCUUCGUCAUUUCACCCGACCAUCGCCACCAUGUCCUGGCUCCGACGCUCAAACCCAACGACGGGUCGCGGAAAGCGCAAAUCGCCUCCGAGUCGGAUAAUGUUCUCAGAAAGUUCCUCCGCCAUUCUGCUCGGCAGCAGCAGCGCCACCGGCGCGGAUUUUUCGCGGCGGCUCCUGUGUCUUCUCGCCCUGCUUUCCGCGGCAGCUUCCCCGGCUGUAGCUGCGCCGACUGACCAGCUGCCCCUGCGCGGGUGCUACGACUGCAUCAAUCUCCGCAAGGGCUACUACAUCGCCAACGCGGGAAGCACCACGCUGUCCGUGCCGCAAACCACACCCUUCAACUAUAACUACGAGCGCUACGCCUUCGACGCGAGCGUGACAUUCCUCGCCUCCUCCGUAAUCCUCUCCCACUUUCCCUUCGCGCCUCCGUAAUCCUCUCCCACUUUCCUUUCGCGCC
Molecule: messenger RNA, 535 nt
Organism: Closterium sp. NIES-67
Lineage: Eukaryota; Viridiplantae; Streptophyta; Zygnematophyceae; Desmidiales; Closteriaceae
Source: the annotation of a GenBank genome assembly